Molecule: messenger RNA, 691 nt
Organism: Morus notabilis
Lineage: Eukaryota; Viridiplantae; Streptophyta; Magnoliopsida; Rosales; Moraceae
Product: non-specific lipid-transfer protein 8
Exons: 2
Coding region: 100-447 (115 amino acids)
Biological process (GO): lipid transport
Cellular component (GO): membrane
Molecular function (GO): lipid binding
Source: RefSeq, a predicted model, not a curated record
GAAGCCUUAUAUAUAUAUAGUGAUCGCAUGCAUAGAUCAAGAGAAAAUAACAAAUAUAUAUAUCUAUCAAGCUGAUCUAUAACUAGUACUAGUGCAACAAUGUCAAGUCCAAGAGUGGCUGCAGUUUUUGUGAUACUUCUUCUCUUGCUUGUCGGUGCCUCGGAAGCCGCGAUUUCAUGCAGCGACGUGGUCAAGGACCUGCGGCCCUGCCUGAACUAUCUUGUGAACGGGUCCGGGAAGCCGCCGACCGCAUGUUGUGCCGGGGUCUCGGCUCUGGCGUCCGCGGCCUCGUCCUCGGCGGAUAAGAAGGCUGCUUGCGAAUGCAUCAAAUCUUCGGCCAAGAACAUCAACUACAAAGCUGAUUUAGCCAAGGCGCUCGCUCAGAACUGUGGCAUCAGCUUGCCUUUCACUGUUUCUCCCAACCUUGACUGUUCCAAGGUCGGUUGAAAAGUUGAAGCUCAAGCAAGACCAUCGAAGCUUUACUGUGCUUUUGUGUGUGAUGAUUUGUAUUUUGUAUACCCGAUAUAUAAUAAUAUAUAUGUAUUAUGAGUUUCUAAUAAGCCUGAAUCUCUAGAUAUCGUAUUUCUGGGAAUUCCUCUCGCUGGUUCACGAUAUUUAGAACAUGGUUUGUGCUUUGUUUGUUUGUUUUUUUCCCCAUAUCAUAUUUGAUAUAAAUAUGUAAUUUUGAGUG